AUGGAUAUUUUAGCUUAUUUAAGCCCUUUCAAAGUUUUUCGUGAUUUCGUCAAGUAUCCUAUUGAAACGUUUGUAAGCGACCAAUAUACGGGAUAUAAGAAGAAAACAAACGAAAGUAUAACGAGUGUAAAAGAGCUUUUGUACAGAGCUGGUUUAGUUGCAGUGUUAUUGUCAGCGAUUUUGUGGAUCUCAAUAUUUUUAUAUGUUAUUUUCUAUUACACAUACAUGCCUAAUGUUACCCACGUGCGACCCGUACACUUGCAGUUCAAGUCAUGUGAUGAAAAUAUGGGCAUCUGCUCUUUCCCAUCAGCUCAUGUACAGUUAACUCGGCGAACACAAAUGUUGAUGUCACAGCAACCUUACAGAAUAAAGCUUAUUUUAGAAGUCCCUGAGUCUCAAAUUAAUAAAGAUUUAGGCAUGUUUAUGGUGUGUGCUCAGUUGCGUGCCACGGGAGGGGUUCUCGUCUCUUCAUCAUGUAGAUCUGCAAUGCUUAGACAUAGAUCGAAUUUGCAUCAUAUAAUAAGGACUUUAUUCUUUGCACCGUUAUUACUAUCAGGCAUAAAUGAAGAGAAACAAUUCAUACAAGUGGAGCUCUUCAGUGAUUUUGAAGAUGAUCAGGCUCUACCGGUAACAGACGCGUACGUAGAGUUACAAUCGCGGUUCGUACAGUUGUUCUCGUGCGAGCUACACAUCGAGGCGCACUUCACCGGCCUCCGCUACGCGAUGUACUACUGGCCCAAAACAUCCGCCCUCAUUGGUAUAUGUUCAAAUCUAUUCUUCGUCUCGCUCAUGUUCAUACUGAGCUGGUAUCACUUACAAGAUGGACUGCCAAAGUUUUUAAAGGAAAAAUUAGGCAUGGAUAUAAAGAGUGAAGAAGAAGAGGAUAACAAAGAGCUGGUUGGGAAAGUUAAAUUGGAACGAGAAGAUUCUUUCCCGUUCAUCGAAGAAGAAUCCCUUCUAGAAGAGUUCCAACGUCUAGAAAAGAAGAAAGAGACU
This is a messenger RNA of Brenthis ino (lesser marbled fritillary), 996 nucleotides long. The record is from the annotation of a GenBank genome assembly. NCBI's taxonomy places the organism in Eukaryota, Metazoa, Arthropoda, Insecta, Lepidoptera, Nymphalidae.